AUGGCAGAAGAAAAAUUCGAUAUAGACAUUGCAACACACAAUGAAGUAUACGCGCGGGUCGGUGUUGAGAAAUUAAAUAUUGAAAGAAGUAACCGAUUACCAUUUCAAGGUAUGCCACAGGAAAAUAGUUUACCAACGCCCUCUAGUGGAGAUGAAGAGGAUGUGGAUAAAUACGAAAAUAACUCUCCAAAAUGCAGGUAUGAUUCUUCACACCUUUCCUUUGGGAUUGAUAGCAUCUUGAAACAAUCAGGGAAAAAAAGACACGGAAAAGUCGGUGAGGAAAAUGAACAAAACUAUGAUGAAAAUGACAGACAUAAUAUUAAAAACACGAAUAAAAUGGAUGAAGCAGCAUAUUCUCGUUUGGGAGGAAUGGACUUAACUUUAAAAUCUGACCAACUGGAGGAUCACAAGGUUCAAACUCCAGAGACCUUUUACACGAUAGCGAACCAUUUGACAAUGUGGUCACUUCGAGAUAUCAACAAAGACAGAUUUGGUGUCAGGAGGAUAGGUCAUCCCUACCAAAACAGAACACCCCCAAAACGGAAGAAACCUAGGACAUCAUUCACAAGACUACAAAUUAUGGAGCUGGAGAGGCGAUUUGAACAGCAAAAAUAUUUGGCUUCGUCCGAGCGAUCUUCUAUCGCUAAAUCUCUCAAAAUGUCGGAUUCUCAGGUGAAAACGUGGUUCCAAAACAGACGCACAAAAUGGAGAAGACAGACGGCCGAAGAAAAGGAAUUAGAAAGACAAGCUGCCAAUCGACUUUUGCUUUCAUUAGGGCGUUGCACAUCAAAAGGACUUGUGUUAGAGAACGGCGUACAGUUAUAA
Messenger RNA from Ylistrum balloti, 825 nucleotides. Its product is annotated as homeobox protein ceh-19-like. The record is from RefSeq and is a predicted model, not a curated record. The transcript has 3 exons. Gene Ontology annotation, molecular function: RNA polymerase II cis-regulatory region sequence-specific DNA binding; DNA-binding transcription factor activity, RNA polymerase II-specific. Gene Ontology annotation, biological process: animal organ development; regulation of transcription by RNA polymerase II. Lineage: Eukaryota; Metazoa; Mollusca; Bivalvia; Pectinida; Pectinidae. Bases 1 to 825 code for a protein of 274 amino acids. Gene Ontology annotation, cellular component: nucleus.